AUUUCAACUUAUCUCUUGUAAUCGAUAACAUUGUUGUUGUUAUCAAAGCUUUCUUAUCCGAAAAGGUUAUUUUAUAUAAAAAUUGUGAUUUUAAGUAACUCUGCGUUAGAGCAGUACAGGUUACAAUGAGCGACAGCGAUGGAAACGAUAGCUUUAGCUCUGCGCUCGACAGCCUCCCUAUAAACAUUUGUUUCCCUCUCGGAAAAGGAGAAAUGAAAAGCAUCGAGAAGCAAUUGGAUCGAAUUGUUUUUAUACAGCAGGCGGAUACUACAUUUUACGGCACGUCUGUUUUGGUGGUGGCCACGGCCAAUGAAACGUAUAUUUACGACAUCAAGGCCCUUGGCUCGAUAUUUCCGGAACUGGCCAAGAUUCUGGAGGCGGAUCAGCCGCGCAAGGUGGUCCACUACAGUCACCGGAUCGCCGAUCAUCUGCUGCAUAGGCAACGCAUCUCGUUGGGCGGAAUCUUUGAUACCUUUGUGGCUCUGUGCCUGAAGCGCCACGAAAGAUUUCCGUUCUCCUUAUCAGAGGCUAUAUCUUUCGUCUUCCGACUAUCAAUGGAUAAAAUCCUCUGCGACGAGGUGACUGGAGCCUGUGAAUCGCGGCGAAACUUCACUGCUCGUCCACUGACCCGCAGUCAAAUAAGAUACAUGGCCAAGAUGGUCCACCUCCAGCACAUAAUGCACCAUCGCUUGAAUUAUAGUGAAAACUUUUGCGCCGAGGUCCAUCGCGUAUCAUUAGAGUUUAGCCACAGCUUCUUCGGCUUCCGGUCCUGCGAUGUAGCCAUUUACAUGGCACCCGCCAGUCGCUUUGGGUUCCAACUUAUAGAUUCAUUCUACAAUAAGACCGACGGGGAGAUCGAGGAGAGCACCAAACGGAAGAGUUCACCAGGAGUGGCAUGGAAUAACAUGUCCUGGAAUUAGCCUAGUGUAUUAAGUAUGAACUUAAUAACAAUUAUGAAUUCUAUGAAUAUUUUCACUAAAAUAUAAAAAACAAUU
Molecule: messenger RNA, 995 nt
Organism: Drosophila erecta
Lineage: Eukaryota; Metazoa; Arthropoda; Insecta; Diptera; Drosophilidae
Product: protein Exd1 homolog
Molecular function (GO): nucleic acid binding
Source: RefSeq, a predicted model, not a curated record